UAGCAGCCACCUCUUACUUACUGAUCCUCCUUGCUUUUUUCAAGCAACAGAUCCAAAAAAGUUCAUAUUUCUCCAUUCUAGUCUGGUUGCCUUGUUGAGUAGUCUUCUUUUCUUUUUAAAUGGAGCGGCUAUGCCAGAAUACGAUUUCCAGUUUGACUGUUAGCACUUGGCGAUUCCUCGCUGAUUAUUUCGGAGGGCAGUCUCUUUGGCACUACGUUUGGCACUACGAGAGCGACCUUCAGAAUCUCAAGGCUCAACUUGAGAGGCUGAAAUUUGUCGAACAGCGCGUGCUGCACAAGAAUCAGGCUGCUGAAAGAAAUGGGGAACAAAUAGGAAUUGAAAUUGUGGAGUGGCUGAAUAAAGUGGACGAGCUUAUUCAUAACACAAGGACCAUUAUUGAUGAUGAAUGGAAAGGAAACAAUAGAUUUUUGGGGGGGUUUUGUCUUAAUUUUGGAACCCGCUAUCGGCUCGGUAUGAAAUCAGCCAGGAAAGUCCAGGAUAUAGUUUCUCUCUUAUCUAAAGGGAAAAAAUUCCUUGAAAUUUCCUCCCGUCCCAUUCCGGAGGAGAUUUCUAGCUUGAUUACUGCGGCUGAAAUUUACCCGAUUAGUUAUCUGCUCAACUAUAAGAGAUACUAUGAGAAUCUCAUUAAUGAAGUUGAGAAGUUGACCGAUGCCGAAGAGCAUACGCAGAAUAUGAUGAAGGCUGCCGAAAGAAAUGGAGAAGCGAUUUUUGAGGAUGUUUUACAUUGGCUGGAUGAUGUUCAGAAGCUUGUCCAUAAUCUCAGGACAUUUGAAUUCUUUGAACUGAAAGCAAAUACCCGAUGUUUCUUUGGGUUGUGUCCUGAUCUGAUAGCCCGUUAUAGUCUCGGCAAAAAAGCAGUGAAGCUACUGAAAGAUGUUACUCAACUCCGGGGAGAAGAAGUGUCCGGUAGAGUUUCUUACCCUAUCAUUCCUGCCAACAUCUGGCUUACUUCUACAAAAGCUUAUGAGAACUUCAGAUCAAGGAAGUCCACUUUGGAUUGUUUACACGAUGCAUUGAAGGAUAAUAGUAUCAACAUCAUUGGGCUGCAUGGAAUGGGUGGCAUUGGCAAGACUGUGCUACUGAAGCAAGUUGCGGCUCUGGUUGAGGCAAACAAGCUCUUUGAUGUUGUGAUUUUUGUCGAGGUAACCCCGACUCCAAACAUAAAAAAAAUUCAAGGAGACAUUGCAGAUUAUCUAGGACUGAUGUUCCGUGAGGAGACAGUACAUGGUAGGGCAAGUAAGCUACUUAAUAGAUUGAAGAAAGAGAGGAACAUGCUUGUAAUAUUAGAUAAUAUCUGGGAAAGUCUUGAUUUGAGGGAUGUUGGAAUUCCUGUGGGAGAUGAUCAUGAGGGAUGUAAAUUAUUGCUAACCUCAAGAGAUCGAGAAGUAGUAAGCAAGAUGGGUUCUCAAUGUAUUUUCACUGUUGGUGUUUUAGAUGAAGAAGAAGGAUUUGGUUUAUUUAAGAAAAUAGUAGGUGAUUAUGCAGAGAACCAGGAGUUUCAGUCCUUAGCAAUUGACAUUGCCAAGGCAUGUGGAGGGUUGCCUAUUGCCAUUGAUUCAAUUGCCAUGUCUUUAAGAGGCAAGGAUGUAUCUACAUGGCGGGAUGAAUUGCGAAUUCUGCGAAGACUUUCAUUUAAUGACUUCACUGGGUUUCUUGCAACGGUCUAUUCAAGUAUAAAGUUCAGUUAUGAUUUUUUAAGAAGUGAGAAACUCAAGUCAACUUUUUUGCUUUCUAGUCUAGUGAAGCAUUCCGAUGAUGUUUGCAUUAUGGAGUUGUUGAAAUAUGGAAUGGGUUUGGGCUUAUUUGAAGAAGCUAGUACGCUGGAAGAAGCACAGAAUAUUACAUAUCAUUUGGUCUAUGAACUCAAAAGCUCUUCUUUGUUGCUUGAUGGUCAUUCAAGUGAAUGGUUUACCAUUCAUGAUCUUGUUCUUCGUAUUGCCAUGGCAAUUGCAGAAAGAGAUCUACAUGCUCUUAUACUGAGAAAAGAUACUGCAAUAGAUAUGGAUGCACUUAGAAGCUGCAAAGCAAUCUCUAUACAUGACAGUAAUAUUACAGAGCUUCCUGAAGGUUUGGAAUGUCCGCAACUGAAUUUUUUCAGUCUACUUUCUGGGAAUCCAUUUGUGAAAAUUCCAGAAAACUUUUUCACAAGAAUGACAAAGCUUAGUGUACUAAAAUUGACAAAAAUACACUUAUUGUCACUACCUUCCUCGCUUCGUCUCCUUGUAAACCUUCGGACGUUGUGUUUCGAUCAGUGCAAAUUGGGAAAUAUAGUUGGUAUUGGAGACUUGAAGAACCUAGAAAUCCUUAGCUUAUCCCAUUCUGAUAUUAAGUUUUUGCCUAAUGAUAUGAGUGGCUUGACUCGGCUGAGGAUGCUAGAUGUGAGCAAUUGUUCCAAACUAAAAAUUAUUUCUCCAAAUGUAAUAUCAAGGUUGUGUAAUUUAGAAGAACUGUAUAUGGGUAACAGCUUUGUUCAGUGGGAAGCUGAAGACGGCAACUCUGAAAGAAGAAAUGCUAGCAUUGAUGAGUUGCAGCAUUUGUCUAAAUUGACAUCUUUAGAAAUACAUACUAAUGAUGCCAAUUUUCUACAGAGAGAUCUUUUAUCUAAGAAGUUGAAAAGAUUUAAAAUAUUCUUAGGAAAUGAGUGGGACUGGUUUGAUGAUUAUGGGACUUCCAGAACACUGAAACUCAAGCUCAAUUCUAGCAUUUUGCAACAGGAUGGGAUAAUCAGGCUAUUGAAUGGGACUGAAGAACUUUACCUAGAUGAAUUGCAGGAUGUCGAGAAUGCUCUUUUUGAAUUAGAUGAAGAGGGUUUUCCACGGCUGAAGCAUCUCCACAUCCAGAAUAAUUCCUCCUUUCGGUGUAUUGCUUACUCAAUGGACCGGAACCCUCAUUAUGCUUUUCCCAACUUGGAGUCGCUCUUUCUUCACAAUUUGAGUAAUUUGGAGAAGGUAUUUUAUGGUCAAUUCUCUACAUUGUCAUUUUGCAAUCUAAAAAUCAUAAAGGUGGAGAAGUGUGAUAAUUUGAAGGACUUGUUCUCAUUGACCUUUGCCAGAGGCCUACCACAACUUCAAACACUUGAGGCGAUUGAAUGCAAGAAUUUGUUGGAGAUUUUUACUGCCGAAAGAGAAGAUGAAAUCCAUAGCAGUGAAGUGAUUGAUAAGACUGAGUUAGGCCAGAUACGAUCCUUGUCCUUAAAAUCUCUUUCACAUAUUAGAAGCUUAAUGAGGUUUCCUACCUCACAGUCCAAUGAAGGCAUUUCAGAGGAUGAGUCACGUUCAGACAUGCCGCUUUUCAGUGAAAGGGUUCUGUUUCCCAGGUUGGAGGUGUUGGAACUCGGUGAAAUUCCCAUUGAAAAGAUUUGGCACAAUCGAAUUUCGUCAAUGUCUUCUUCCGUUCAGAAUUUAACACAUUUGAUCUUGUGUGGAUGUAAAAAAUUAAAAAAUAUCUUUUCAUCUUCAAUAUCCACAAGCUUCAUGAACCUCCAACACCUUGAGAUAUGCCACUGUGAUGUUUUGGAAGAGAUAAUAAUCAUGGAAGAGUUGAGAGAAGAAGAGAGUAACGAAAUCACAAUCUACGACCCUCUUUCAGAGUUAAGAGAAGAAGAAGAAAGGGAGGGCAUAAUCUUCCCUUGUUUGGAAUGCUUGGUCAUAAAAGAUCUAGAAAAACUUACAAGAUUUUGCUCAGGAAACUACAUUGAAUUUCCAUCUUUGAAACAGUUGGAGAUAGAGCAGUGCCCUCAAUUCAAGGCAUUCAUCUUUACAAAUAUAGGCACAGAUUCAGAGGAGACUCAACCAUUCUUCAAUGGAAAGGUUGCAUUACCAAGCUUAGAGGAAAUGGUAAUCUCUGGCAUGGAUAACUUGAAGAUGAUAUGGGACAGCCAACUCUCCACGCAAUCUUUUAGAAAACUGAAAGUAAUUGAAGUCCACAACUGUGAUAACCUGUUGACUAUUUUAACUUCUAAUGUGUGUGAAAGAUUGUGGCAGUUAGAAUCUCUAACUGUUACGGCUUGUGGUUUAUUAGAAGAGAUAUUUGAUCUGCAGAUGCUAAAUUUUGAAGAAAGACGUUCUAAAGCUCAGUUAAGAGAAUUGGUUAUCCAUGGUCUACCAAGCUUGAGGCAUGUGUGGAAAAAAGACCACCAAGUAAUGUUUUCCUUUCCAAAGCUAAACAUAGUGAGAGUUUCUGGAUGUCAGAGUCUAGAAUAUCUGUUUCCAGCCUCCAUUGCAGGGAACCUUUUGGAACUUGGAGAGCUUGAGAUGGUUAAUUGCGGUGUGAGGGAGAUUGUUUCAGAAGAAGAAAGGGUAGAAGAUACUGUUAGGUUUGUCUUUCCACGGGUAACCUUCCUCAAACUCUCAAUGCUGCAACAACUUCAAUGUUUCUAUCCUGGAAUACAUACUUCAGAAUGGCUGGAGUUAAAAAAGUUGGAGGUGCAUGAUUGUGGCAAUGUGAAGAUAUUCUCUUCAAAAUUUCUUAGCAACCAAGAAAUUAAUGCACCAGCUGAACAACCCCUCCUCUUGGCUCAGAAGGUCUUCCUAAAAUUGGAGGAGCUAAAAUUAGGUGGAGAGGUCUUCGCAAUGAUAUGGCAAGGCGCAUUUCCAGACUACCUCUUUCGCAAACUUGAAGUUCUUCACAUUCUGAAAGAUGAAUCAGAUGUUUUUCCACUUUAUUCUAUUCAGAGAUUUCACAAUUUGGAAAAACUCAUUCUAAGUUAUGCUUUAUGCCGAGAGAUAUUCUCACAUGAAGAGGUGGAGGGAUAUGCCAAGGUGUUGACAAAGAUUAAAACUUUAAAGUUGUUUGUACUUCCUUAUCUGAAGUAUUUGUGGAACCAAAAGUCAGAACUAGGCACAGUUCUUCCAAAUCUUGAAAUUCUUGAUGUAUGGUGGUGUGAUAAUUUGAUCAGUUUAGUGCCGCCCUCAGCAUCUUUCCACAAUUUAACAACUAUGGAAGUGUGGUUUUGCAAAACAUUGAAGAACCUAGUAGCAUUUUCAACAGCCAAAACUCUUGUUCAACUUAAAGAAAUGAAGAUAUGUGGAUGUGAACUGAUGACAGAAGUUGUAGCAAAUGAGGGAGAUGUAAAAGAAGCUGAGAUUGAGUUUUGUAAAUUGAGGAGCUUAACACUUUUUCGUUUACAAAGUCUUAAAAGUUUCUGUUCUGGUAAUUAUGCCUUCAGAUUCCCAUGUUUGGAAGAAUUAUUUGUAAUGGAAUGCCCCAAAAUAAAUAUUUUCUGCCGAGGAACUUUAAGCACACCAAACUUACAAGAAGUACAGCAGACCUGGGCUGCGGAUAUAUGGCGUUGGGAUGGUGAUCUUAAUACAACCAUACAUCAAUUGUAUAAAAGAGGGAAUGCUGAAACUUCUGAUGAAGACUGAGUUCAUCUUCUACGGAGCUCGGGACAUUAUGGUUCGCGUUCCUUCUGUUCAACUUCAAUGAUUGUGCAGUGAUAGAAAUUCAUGAGCUUGUUGACCAUUUACACUUCUCAGUUCUGAUCUUUUCAACCACAUUGAUUUCUUGAUUGCCUUUAGGAGAAACACGAACUCAGCUCUUACAAAAACCAUGCAAAUGGCUGAAAGAGAACAUAUUUUAGAAACCACAUACAUCCACAUCUCAGGUAACUGUAAACAGGGCAUCAUUUUUCCUUAAUUCUAAAAUGUAGCUCACAUUCACUUCAAAUUAUGAAAGUUGUUUCAGACAUGUUAACAUGGAAUAGCAUUAUUGUGGCGGCCAGUAUGGACGAGGAAAAAUGACAGGACAUGGAAGUAAUAGUCUUUAGUACCAUCACGUGUCUGGUAGAGUUGAUAAUUUACGAUGUGGUCAACUUAAGUGUAUUUUGUGUGGGUUUUGUUUAUUUUGGGUGUGUUUCGUGGGUUUUUUGGGAUAUAAUUUGAGGAAAAGAAUAUAAUUUAAGGUUUCUGUCGGUUGCAGAUGUCCACAUUAGCAUGCAAAUUGUUUAUGGCAUCAUAUAAAAUGUUCAUAUCAAUGCACCAAAA
This is a messenger RNA of Mangifera indica (mango), 6005 nucleotides long. RefSeq lists its product as uncharacterized. Gene Ontology annotation, molecular function: ADP binding; ATP hydrolysis activity. The transcript has 6 exons. The coding region runs from base 120 to 5387 and encodes 1755 amino acids. The record is from RefSeq and is a predicted model, not a curated record. Lineage: Eukaryota; Viridiplantae; Streptophyta; Magnoliopsida; Sapindales; Anacardiaceae.